Molecule: messenger RNA, 1431 nt
Organism: Schizosaccharomyces japonicus yFS275
Lineage: Eukaryota; Fungi; Ascomycota; Schizosaccharomycetes; Schizosaccharomycetales; Schizosaccharomycetaceae
Product: RNA-binding protein
Exons: 1
Coding region: 1-1431 (476 amino acids)
Cellular component (GO): cytoplasm
Molecular function (GO): mRNA binding; RNA binding; nucleic acid binding
Source: RefSeq, a predicted model, not a curated record
AUGGCUUCACGAAACAACGCUGAAAACGCUGGUGACGUUCAGCCUCAAGAUGUUCAAUGGAAUAUGAGUGUUAAUGCAAAUGCGUCUUUUUCUAAUGAUAAUGGCAACGGUGCCGAAAAGCUCUCUCAUGAUGCGAUGUCGAACAACCAAAAUGGGGCUGCUACUAAUCCAGCUACCACUGGACUUCAGUUUCACUCUUCCAAUAAUGCCAGUAAUGCCUCCCUUUCCGAUAUUAAAAGCUCUGAUAACAUGAUGCAUGUCAAUAAUGACGAAACAGCUUCCCAUAACAAUAGCACUCUUUGGAUGGGAGAGCUCGCCCCUUUUAUAACGGAGGCGAUGGUCCAGCAAAUCUGGAACUCUCUUGGUGAAAAUGUCAACGUUAAGAUCAUUCGGGACCGAUACUCGGGCCUUAACGCGGGUUAUUGUUUUGUUGAGUUUAAUUCGCCUGCUAGUGCGAUGAAAGCCAUGUCGCUCAACGGCACGGUGAUCCCCGGAACAAACCGAUUCUUUAAGUUGAAUUGGGCUUCUGGAGGUGGUUUACAUGAUCGCCGCGAGGGGAAAACACCCGAAUUCUCUAUCUUUGUGGGAGAUUUAGGUCCUGAGGUUACUGAACCUAUGUUGCUCUCAUUGUUCCAAUCGCGCUAUCGUUCCUGUAAGUCUGCUAAAAUUAUGAUGGACUCCAACACAAAUCUUUCCCGUGGAUAUGGCUUUGUUCGGUUUUAUGACGAAAAUGACCAAAAACGUGCAUUGACAGAGAUGCAGGGUGUUUACUGUGGCAACCGCCCUAUGCGAAUUGCUAUGGCCACACCCAAAAGCAAAAAUCACAUGUACAGUCCAAUGAACAUGAUGCACAUUGGGCUGCAACCCGUUGGAUUCUAUGGUGCACCCCAACCGGUCAACCAGUUUACUGAUCCCACCAACACUACUGUUUUUGUCGGUGGUCUUUCGGGUUAUGUCACUGAAGAGGAACUACGUUUUCUCUUCCAAAACUUUGGUGAAAUUAUAUAUGUGAAAAUUCCUCCUGGGAAAGGUUGCGGCUUUGUCCAAUUCGUCAAUAGACAAUCUGCAGAACUCGCCAUAAACCAAAUGCAAGGCUAUCCACUUGGAAAGUCUCGAAUUCGCCUCUCCUGGGGUCGUAGCCAAGGAGGAAACGUUGGAGCACCUAUUGCUUACCGGUCUCCACCUCAUCACGCUGCAUCGACGGCUUCAGGACUGUAUCACUCGUUGGGUCUUCCUCCCCAGCACCAAUUUAGCCCUUAUGCCUCAGUCGGUGCUUCGGGCAUGCCCAUUCAAUCUGCACCGCCAACUGGUAUGGAAAACGCGCUCCCACCUGCGCCUGGUUUCCUUCCCAACCCUUUGUAUGCCACUGAACACUCGAAGCAAGGUGAUUCAAUGUCUUCGCAAGGGGGUGAUGGCGUUCCUAGCAACUAA